Molecule: messenger RNA, 2836 nt
Organism: Notechis scutatus (mainland tiger snake)
Lineage: Eukaryota; Metazoa; Chordata; Lepidosauria; Squamata; Elapidae
Gene: TXNRD1
Product: thioredoxin reductase 1
Biological process (GO): cell redox homeostasis; cellular response to oxidative stress; glutathione metabolic process
Cellular component (GO): mitochondrion; cytosol
Molecular function (GO): flavin adenine dinucleotide binding; glutathione-disulfide reductase (NADPH) activity; thioredoxin-disulfide reductase (NADPH) activity
Source: RefSeq, a predicted model, not a curated record
CCGCGAACGCUAAGAGCUGCAAGCGUCGCAGACCUCGGGGCUUCUUCCGUGUUGUUGUUGUUUUUGCAGGACUCUUCCCAGCUCAGGAUCAAUUGCCACGCGGAGAGAGAGGAGAAGGGAGAGUCUACGGUUCCGGGUACCUGACGUUUCGCUUAAGCGGCCAACAGAGGUCGCACGGAGCGGGGGACAGGAACCCCGGCAUGGGCAACUCAGCGCGGAAAGGCAAAGUUGUCCAGCAGGCACCUGAAGAGCAGCGGAGCAGCACCACGCCCUUCGAAGCCACCAAAAAUGCUACUCAGAAGGCAUUCCAAAUUCAUGGCAAAGGAAAAAAUGUGGAGGCUGCUAUUAAUAAGAAAGAUUGGAAGUUAGCGAUCCAGACACUCAUUGAUGAAAACAGUGUCAUGAUUUUCAGCAAUACCACUUGCAAACUCUGUGCAAAGGUGAAGGAUCUGUUCAACUCCAUGGGUGUUUCUUAUUUCGUUCUUGAACUUGACCAAAUUGAGCAUGGGCAACAACUGAGAAACGCGCUCUUUGAACUCACGAUGGAGCCUUCCUUGCCUGCCGUGUUUGCCCGAAAGCAGUACGUAGGCGGCUACGACCGGACGGUGAAGGCACACCGUGAAGGAGCUUUUCUUAAACUACUUGAAGGAAACUGGCAAACGAAACAAGCUUCAUAUGACUAUGAUCUGAUUGUCAUUGGAGGAGGUUCUGGUGGACUGGCAGCUUCAAAGGAAGCAGCCAUAUUUGGCAAGAAUGUAUUGGUUCUGGAUUUUGUCGUCCCUACUCCUUUAGGAACAACAUGGGGUCUUGGAGGAACUUGUGUAAAUGUAGGCUGCAUCCCUAAAAAGCUGAUGCACCAGACAGCUUUGCUUGGGCAAGCCAUCAAAGAUGCACCUGCAUUUGGGUGGCAGCUGGGUGACAAACCCAUAAAGCAUAGCUGGAGCUCUUUGACAGAAGCUGUCCAGAAUCACAUUGGCUCUCUGAAUUGGGGAUACAGAGUGGCCCUCCGAGAGAAAAAGGUCACAUAUGAAAAUGCUUACGGAGAGUUCAUUGGACCACACACAAUUAAGACAACAAAUAAUAAAGGAGUAGAGAAAAUUUACACAGCAGAAAGAUUUCUGAUUGCCACUGGAGAAAGACCUCGCUAUCUCAACAUUCCAGGAGACAAAGAAUAUUGCAUCACCAGUGAUGACCUCUUCUCACUGCCUUACUGCCCAGGAAAAACAUUGGUGGUUGGAGCUUCUUACGUUGCUCUUGAAUGUGCAGGAUUUCUUGCUGGGCUUGGUUUAGAUGUGACUGUCAUGGUGCGUUCCAUUCUCCUGAGGGGCUUUGAUCAGGAUAUGGCAAAUAAAAUAGGAGAGCAUAUGGAAGAGCAUGGUGUAAAGUUCAUAAGAAAAUAUGUGCCCACAAAGAUUGAACAGAUUAAGAAAGGAACUCCUGGAUUACUAAAAGUUACAGCUCAGGCUACAGAGAACUCUGAAAUAAUUGAAGGAGAAUACAACACAGUGAUGCUAGCAAUAGGAAGAGAUGCCUGCACAAAAAAAAUUGGCCUACAGAAAGUUGGAGUGAGGAUCAAUGAAAAUACAGGAAAAAUCCCUGUUAAUGACAAGGAACAAACAAACGUGCCUUACAUCUAUGCUAUUGGAGAUGUCCUGGAGGGCAAACCAGAACUCACCCCCGUGGCAAUUCAGGCGGGAAGGUUGUUGGUGAGGAGGCUUUAUGAUGGAGCAUUCACAAAGUGUGAUUAUAUAAACGUCCCCACUACAGUAUUCACACCUUUGGAAUAUGGAGCCUGUGGUUAUUCAGAAGAAAAAGCAAUUGAAAGAUUUGGCAAUAAUAGGAUUGAGGUUUACCACAGUUACUUCUGGCCACUGGAGUGGACAGUCCCAUCCCGGGACAACAACAGAUGCUAUGCAAAAAUUAUUUGCAAUCUUGCAGAUAGGAAUCGAGUUAUUGGUUUCCAUGUGCUUGGUCCCAAUGCUGGAGAAAUUACACAGGGAUUUGCAGCAGCCAUCAAAUGUGGAAUAAGGAAAGAACAAUUGGACAGCACAAUAGGAAUCCAUCCAGUCUGUGCGGAGAUAUUCACUACACUGUCGGUGACAAAGCGCUCUGGUGGAAAUGUUGCUCAGUCUGGAUGCUGAGGUUAAAGUCACCUGCUGUUUGCCAUUGCCAAAGACUGACUUUCAUCAUGGUUGCAACCUUCAGAAGUCCGCAGCCUGGGGCAUAAGAACCAUUAAGACCUACGUUCCCUCAGCUUCAGCUGGCAGAGGAGCAGACGAAGAACACUGAAAGCUGCAAAUUAAUUGUGAUGAUUGCACGGCAACUGGCAUGACAGCAGGAUAGGCCCAUGAUCAAGAUGCUGCUGGCAAAGCAUUGGCAAGAUGCUUCCAUGAAGUCGUAGCCUAAAACCAGUUUCUCUGGUAGGCAACGAUGGAACAAUUGCCAGCACAGCUUGAAACUCUUUCCCUCAUUGAAAUAAAGAGACUUAGCUUCACUUUUGUGAUUUUUACAGACCCUCCAACAACACAAAUCUAUCUGGAUCUUCUACAGAAACAAAUGACCAAGUUCUGAAGAAAUAAAAGUGUUUCUAAGAUGAAACAGCAGAUCAUUGUGCCCUCUCAAAUUCUGUAAAAUUGAAAAGGAUGCCGUGUCACUGUUAUUCAUGGUUUAGAAACUGUGCUGUAUCCCUGAUGCUAAUUACACUGAGUCAUUUCAACAGAAAAAAAUCCCCCCCUCCAUCAUCAAAGCAAACCGUGUCUGAAUUAUUUAUAUAAAAGACUAUAUAGAAAGAGAUUUAUAAAUGUGUUCCUGAAAGCUUUUCUGGUUCAUAAUGUUC